AUGGGCGGCAAGAAGUACGACAGCAGCCCCAACCUCAAGGAGAUGGAGAACGGCCCCCCGAAGCUGUCGGUGAACCGGCUGAAGAAGUUGGAGAAGAAGCGACCGGUCAGCCCACUCGUCUCCCAACAACACCCACCAAAUAUCAUCAACAACAGCAAUGGGACUGCGGCUUCAUCAUCUACAGCUGCUGCAGCCGCUGCCCUGGCCGCCCUCAUCCCGAAUGCGAGCAAUCUGCUGAAGGAGAUCCAUCAAAUGCCCGCCCUUCUGCCCGAGGAGAUCGUCCCGCAGUUGCUGAACACGUAUUUCCCGGAUCGGAACGCGCCGACGCCGCCGUAUCGCUACGAGGAGCCAUGUGACGAGCCCCCGCCGGUCCUCCCCGUCUCUCAGCCAAAGCCCAAAAAGGAGAAGAAGGACAAGACGAAAAAGGACAAAAGUUGGACACACCACCAGCGGCCGGGCAGCAGCUCCUCGACAAAUCGUGAGAUACGCGAAGAACCGCCGAAACUCGAGCCGGCGACUACGAUUCGGCUGGGAUGCAGCCCGUCCACGUCGUUUCCGGUGGCCGAAUCGGCAGCCCGUGCCACUCCACCCCGGCCAGCCGAUCUUCCUCCAUUGAAAAAAGAGGAGUACGACUCGGACGCGACGAUCCCGAUGCUCACCGACGGCGGCGAUCUACCCAUUGGCGAUAUGCCGACGACGUUCCCGCUGAACAUCUCGAUGAAAGACUCCCCUGCUCGACCUCCCGACAGCACUGCAGUGAAAGAGUCGAAGAAGGAGCGCCGAGACAAGGAGAACGGCCACGUGAAGAGCAUCGACAAGCUGCCCCCGAUAAAGAUCAAGCUCCUCAGCCCCUCAACGUCGUCGGAUCCGUCAACGACACCGGCAAGGGGUGCUGGAACGCCCGGCCAGGAGCCGCUGAAGAUCCGCAUCAAGCCCAUCGCCCAGGAGAGUCCUGUCCCCUCCACAUCUACCGUAUCCACAACAGCUGCUGCCGAGUCGUCCUCCACUUCGAGGCCCUCUUCCGGAAUGGGCGUCGUCCAGCCCAAGCAUAUUGAUCGGAGCGUCGACCGUCCCCGGGUGAAGACAAAAGGCGAGUUGAAAGCCCUUCCAGCCCUUCCACCACUAUUCACCGUUGAUACGCGAAUCGUCAGGCCGACCACGCCGAAUAAUCCACGAAGCAGCACAUCUACGCCUGUACCCCCGGUUGCGGCGAGGAAUAGCCCAGUGCCCCCGAUCGUGUUGAAGUCGCGGGAAAAGGAGAAGAUCAACACCGCCACCACGUCCACACCCGCAAAAGCUUCUACUGCUUCAGUCAAGAAGGAAACCCCGCCAAAACCCUCGCCCUCUACAGCACAACCACACGUUGAGGCCAAAAAGAAGGCCGAGCCGACGAAGAAGCAGCCCGCCAAGAAGAAGGAGGUAAAAUCCCGGGCGAGCGUCGACCUCACUGAAGAUGAGGAUGAGGCGCCGGUGAAGGGAAAGGCCAAUGGCGACGAUCCGCAAGUUUGGAUCUGCCCGGUGUGUUCUGUGGCGUAUGCAGAUGGUGCAAAUAUGGUUGGCUGUGAUACGUGUGAUGAUUGGUAUCAUUGGGCAUGUGUCGGCAUUACCGUCGAACCCCCGGCCGAACAACAGUGGUUCUGUGAUAAGUGCACGAAAAAGCGCUCGGAGAGCAAGGUGGAGAAGCGGAAGGGCUCUUCGAUUGGCGCUGCCGCGGCGGCGAAGAAGCGGAAA
Molecule: messenger RNA, 1731 nt
Organism: Mesorhabditis spiculigera
Lineage: Eukaryota; Metazoa; Nematoda; Chromadorea; Rhabditida; Rhabditidae
Source: the annotation of a GenBank genome assembly